Python bivittatus (Burmese python) is the source of this 3398-nucleotide messenger RNA. It is a transcript of the gene NSA2, whose product is annotated as NSA2 ribosome biogenesis factor. NCBI's taxonomy places the organism in Eukaryota, Metazoa, Chordata, Lepidosauria, Squamata, Pythonidae. The record is from RefSeq and is a predicted model, not a curated record.
CGGGCCGGCGCGGCGGGAGUGAGGACGAAGAACCUGAGCUCCUUCGCUAGUCCGCGGAACGGCCGAAAGUGGGACUGGUUAUUACCCGGACUUGCUUGACUGACGCCCUUCCUUUUUCUCUCUGGAGAGAGGGACGGGUAGUUUUGUGCCGGGGUCUGCUUGGGCUGCGGGCGCCGACCUACUAUGCCACAAAACGAGUAUAUAGAGUUACAUCGGAAGCGAUAUGGUUAUCGCUUGGAUUACCAUGAAAAGAAAAGGAAGAAAGAGGGCCGUGAGGCUCAUGAGCGCUCAAAGAAAGCCAAGAAAAUGAUUGGAUUAAAAGCUAAACUGUAUCAUAAACAGCGCCAUGCGGAGAAAAUACAGAUGAAAAAAACUAUUAAGAUGCAUGAAAAGAGAAAUAGCAAGCAGAAGAAUGAUGACAAGACCCCAGAAGGCGCUGUACCAGCAUACCUGUUGGAUAGGGAGAGCCAAUCACGAGCAAAAGUUCUUUCCAACAUGAUCAAACAGAAACGAAAAGAAAAAGCUGGGAAAUGGGAGGUUCCUGUACCCAAAGUCAGGGCCCAGGGAGAAACUGAAGUGCUCAAAGUGAUUCGCACAGGAAAGCGAAAGAAGAAGGCUUGGAAAAGAAUGGUUACAAAAGUAUGUUUUGUUGGGGAUGGCUUUACCAGAAAACCUCCAAAAUAUGAACGCUUCAUUCGACCAAUGGGUUUGCGAUUUAAGAAGGCCCACGUAACACAUCCUGAACUUAAAGCCACGUUUUGUCUACCUAUUCUUGGGGUAAAAAAGAAUCCUUCUUCUCCUCUAUAUACUUCUUUGGGGGUAAUCACAAAAGGUACAGUCAUCGAGGUGAACGUGAGUGAACUUGGUCUUGUCACCCAAGGGGGCAAAGUAAUCUGGGGAAAAUAUGCACAAGUAACCAAUAAUCCAGAAAACGAUGGGUGCAUUAAUGCAGUUUUGCUUGUAUAAUGACACUGCAGUUAUGGAUGUGCAAGCUUUUCCACACACAGAAGUGCCUCUGCAGCAACCUCUAAAAGACAAAGGACAGUUGCAGAACUGACUUUUUUCCAAAUAUUACCAAAAAUAAAGGAACAAACCUGGAUUGAAACUGAAUCCCAAUCAUUGCAAGUAUUUGAUUUAUUGGAGCUGUGAUACUUUUUCUGGAAAGAAGAAACUCGAUCAGGCUUCCUUUCUUAACGUUGUGAACUCUAGUCAGAAUGGUGUUUAAAAUGAGUAUCAAAUCCCUCAAGAUGGAAGGUUCCACAAUAUGUGAGGAGAUAAUGGGAUUGUUUCUGUUGAUCAGGCCACUCUGUAUACCAAGAAUGCCUCUUGUCUGUUUAACACCUUAAAGAUGUAUGGCUCUCUUCUAAGAAGGAAUAUUGAUUUAAGUUCAAACCCUGUCACAUUUUAAACACAUGGCAGGUUAGGCUGCCUGAUAAAACGUCCCUCCCUAUGAAUGCUUUCGAGCACAGCUUCCAGAAGCAGGCUUAUGGAAGUUCUACAUCAAAACGUUUGGAAGUCAGCACAUUGGCUGUUCUGACAUUAACUGAGUAUGUAAUUUUUGUACAACACUGACAUCAAAUAAUUAUCAGUGACUUGUAUAGAAUUUGGAUUUUGGAUGUUAAAACUCAAAGGUAGUAAAUUAUCCAAAUUGGCAAGAUCAAGUUAUCGGGAGGAUGUCUUGUAAAGAGUUAAAUGUCUUGACUAGAAUGGUAAAUAAGACUUUUAUAACCACCUAAAAUUAUCUUAGAAAAUAGAGUAGCAAUAUUCCUUGUUUCUUGCAUACAAUGGCACCCUUUGCUGUCAGUUCUUCCAGCACUAAGAAAGUAGGGUACAUAUUGACAGGCAGUGGCGAAAGCUAGUUUUCUGCUUUCUCUGCCAAAUUUCAUACACAUGGAACACAAUUAUUCUGGCAAGUUGAAGCAUGAGAUUAUUCCAACUUGGCAGAUUUCUAGGAGCAUCUUUGUAGUGGGAAAGCAUAUUCAUAGUAUAUCUUAUGUCAUUAGUUCCAGGGGAAAUGAUCUCAGCAUACAAAGUAUUUAAGCCUUAAUCUGGGAAUGUGUGGGUGACUGAUGUGUAUACUUGUUUUAUAUAUGUUGAAACAUUUCCUGUAUUAGCCUAAUGCAUACUGUCUUUGAUGCUGUCAUCACUUUCUAAGAGUUUUAGCUGAAGUGCUUUUUUUCUUCAUAUGUAGUCAACUGUUUGAUGAAACUCUAAAGUUACUAAGUUGCUCCUAUCAGUGUAAUAGAACUCCAUCAGAGAGGAAGUAUUGUUAGAAGGCUGCAAUUUUCCCUUACUCUUUCCUCUGCAAUCUGGGACUAGUGUCAUCCCUAUCAUUGUUGCAGAGUUCCCCAAAUCUUCAGUAUGAGGAGGUUGACCUAGCCAAGAUUUGAACAGGAUAAGUAGGAUCAAAAGCCUGGAAUAUUAACAAUAUAGAUUAGUACUCCCAUUUUUGAACAGUAUCUCUAACAGCAAGGCUACUGCAACCAAUCUUAACAUUCUUUGCCACAUUCAGUAUGUAUAACACAAAAUGUUAUAUUGUAUUAAGUUCAAUUUGUGAUCAAGAGACUAGCUACACACAUUUCUCCUGCUUUAUAAAAACAGGGCAUUCAAGCUUAUUAUUCCCAAUGACUCUGAGAAGAUUCUUGCUGUAUGUAAUACAUAAUAUCUCAGUUAUUCAAGACUUAGUGGAGCAAAGUUCCCAUUGAACCUAAGGAAUCGGAUUUAUUUCCCAGCUAAAUGUAGAAAUCUUAUCAUUGGCCCCUUGUUCCUUCUGCUGGCCUAUUGUGUCUGGUUAGAUUCCAUCAAGUUAUAUUUGGACCACUGGUGACUGCUUGGACAAAUGCUCACCUAUCCUGACUUAUCCCAGUCCAUGGCUAAGAAGAGACUUCAAGCUAGUAAGAACAAUGAGAAAAUUAAAAAUGUAAGUUUAAUCAGUUAGAAACACAUUAGAAACAAUACACACUAAAAGGGAGAAACAAUACAUUAAUAUAGGACAGAAUUAUAUUAAAAGUUUUAUCAACAGCACAACUCCCCAGAACAUUGGAUGCCCAGUUUCUGAUAAAUUCCUUAAAUUAAAAGCAAAUGCUGUGGUGGUGAUGAUGAAAAUGAAUAUUGUUCUGCAACUUAACUACACUGCAUUACGAUUCAUAAUUAAGUAAUGUCCAUAAACAACAACAAACCACAACAUUUCUAUUGAGCUAAAAGGUAAACGUUUUAUUAAAUUUAUGUGGAAGAGAUUCUACAUACUUCAUGCAAUAGGUACAGUAAAGCAGUUCAUGAAAUCAUACUUGAAAAUGGUAACGUGCAUGAAAUGUAAAAUACACCAUGACAUUGGAAGCAGUAAGAACCUGAAUAAUGAGUUCCUAGAAAACUAACAAUUAAAAGUAAAGUUGAGUUCA